CUCUCCGGCGGAGCUGCGUGAGGCCAGGCAGGCCCCCGGCCCCCCCUUCCGGCCGCCCCCGCCUCCUGGCCCACGCCCGCCCGCGCUCGGCCCGCCAGCGCCUCCACCCGGCUGGCGGCCCCGCGUCGACGCCGUCCGUCGCUACGCUGCUGACUCCCAUCUCGGGCGCCGUCGGCGGGGCCGCGCUCCGCCGGCCUGCGGAUCCCCCGCCGCCUCCUCCUCAUCUACCUCAACGCCCGUCCCGCUUCGCCCGAGGAGGCGGUCCCCCCCGCAGGCAGUCCGGCUCGCAGGCCGCCGGCGUUGUCAUCCCCCGCGCUCCCCCCCAGCCCUCCCCGGCGCGCAGCCUGGCCGCUCCCCCUCCUCGCUGCGUCCCGAGCGGCCCCGGCGCCGCCGCCACCGCCCCCCCACCCCCGAGGCCCGGGCUCGCGACGGCCGAGGGCUCCGUCGGCCCAAACCGAGCUGGGCGCCCGCGGCCCGGGUGACGCCUCCGCUCCGCCCCCCUCAGCACCUUCCCCGGCCCCCGACGUUGCGCCCUCUCCCUCGCUUCUCUGCGCUCCCCAGCCCCUCUCCGGCCUCUGGUCCCGGCCCUCUCUUCUUCCGCAGCCUUCCCUGUGCUCCCUCCCGCCCCCCCAGCUCCUUGCCUCCAACUCCCUCCCCUUCCACGCCCGCCCUCUCGCCUUCGCCGUCCCAAAGUGGAUUAAUUAUACGCUUUCUGUUUCUCUCUCCGCUCUCCUCUCCCGCUGUGAGCCUGCCCGCCUCUCGCUGUCCUCUCUCUCUCUCUCUCGCCCUCUCUUCGGCCCCCCCCGUUUCACGUUCACUCUGUGUCUCUCACUAUCUCUGCCCCCCUCUAUCCUUGAUACAACAGCUGACCUCACUUCCCGAUCCCCUUCCCCCCCCAAAAGUACAACAUCUGGCCCGCCCCAGCCCGCAGACGGCCCGUCCUCCCCAAACAAUCAGACGAGUUUCCCACCCCCCCAAAAAAAGCCAUCCCCCCGUUCUGCCCCGUCGCACAUUCGGCCCCAGCGACUCGGCCAGAGCGGCGCUGGCAGAGGAGUGUCCGGCAGGAGGGCCAACGCCCGCUGUUCGGUUUGCGAUACGCAGCAGGGAGGCGGGCGGCCCCUGCGCCGGCUUCCAGAUUCCAAUGGGGAUCCCGAUGAGGAAGCCGCUGCUCGUGCUGCUCGUCUUCUUGGCCUUGGCCUCGUGCUGCUAUGCUGCUUACCGCCCCAGUGAGACUCUGUGCGGCGGGGAGCUGGUGGACACCCUCCAGUUUGUCUGCGGGGACCGCGGCUUCUACUUCAGACUUCCAGGCAGGCCGGCAAGCCGCGUGAACCGCCGCAGCCGUGGCAUCGUGGAAGAGUGCUGCUUCCGUAGCUGCGACCUGGCCCUGCUGGAGACCUACUGCGCCACCCCCGCCAAGUCCGAGAGGGACGUGUCGACCCCUCCGACCGUGCUUCCGGACAACUUCCCCAGAUACCCCGUGGGCAAGUUCUUCCGCUAUGACACCUGGAAGCAGUCCGCCCAACGCCUGCGCAGGGGCCUGCCGGCCCUCCUGCGCGCCCGCCGGGGUCGCACGCUCGCCAAGGAGCUGGAGGCGGUCAGAGAGGCCAAGCGUCACCGACCCCUGACCGCCCGUCCCACCCGAGACCCCGCCGCCCACGGGGGCGCCUCUCCCGAGGCGUCCGGCCAUCGGAAGUGAGCCAAAUUGUCGUAAUUCUGCGGUGCCACCAUCCACCUCGUGACCUCCUCUCGACCGGGACCGCUUCCAUCAGGUCCCCCUUCUGAGAUCUCUGUACCCUUCUGUCUGCGGGCAUCUCCGCCCCGGGCCCCGUGCCCCAACCUCCCCAUGUCAGGCUAGUCUCUCCUCGGCCCCUUCCAUCGGGCCGAGGGCAUCCAAACCACAAACCCAAUUGGCUUGGUCUGUAUCUCCCCCCAAAUUAUGCCCCCAAUUAUCCCCAAGUUACAUACCAAAAAUUGAACCCCUCAACCACACCCACAUACAAUCAGCCCCCGUAAAACGAAUUGGCAUCUUUAAAACACCAGAAAAGCGAAUUAGCUUUAAAAAAAAAAAAACCCAAAAUAUCAAUUAGCUGAAAAAAAAAUACUAAAAAUAAAUUGGCUUAAAAACAAUUGGCAAAAUAAAAGAAUUUGGCCCCCCCCUUCCUUCUCUUUCUUUUCGGACCUUGAGUUAAAUUGGCUGUGACCCAUCAUCCAAGAGAAAGGAAGGGACCAAAAUUUGCAGGUAGGCUUGUCGCCGCUCACAGCCAUCUCCCUCCUCCUGCCACACCCUCGCCGGCCACUGGCGGUGUGGCACCAAGGACCCAGUCCCGUCCUCUCUCUAGUCCCAUGACCGAGACCGCGGUGGAGUUGGCUGGGAGACCCCGUGAGAUCAGAGGAGGGGAGCACGGAACCAGAAACCCAAACCUGCACAGGUACAACAUGACUGGCCCCCCGCACAGCCCAAGACCUCUCAUCUCAGUCCCCACUUAAAAAGCACCUGUACCCACACGCAUCCCUGCAGAAACACACACACACACACACACACACACGCACGCACGCACGCACACACGCGCGCACGCACGCGCACACACACACUCAUGCGUAUACACACACACACACGCACGCACGCGCAUCCACACACACACACACUCGUGCAUACACACGUGCGCGCGCACACACACACACACACACACUCUCUCUCUCUGUGGGAUCCCUGAGCCCAGCUAUGUAGAUUAGACCCCGGUCCGUCCCAAAUUCUUCUCAAAGCUGUCCCGAGAUGAGAGAUGAGGUUUUCAUGUCCUGUGCUCUCCUCCCUUCCCCUGGGAUGUGCCCUAGGGUGGGAGAGGGUGUGUCCCAGGGCUCAGCAGGCGGUCCCAUCUUCCCGAGACGGGAGAGAUCCCCUCCUUCUCGGCGCCUGUCCCCACAGCCCCCACAGACACCCCCCCCCCGGCAUGGCACCCAUGCACCUGCCAUCGUGCCCAGUAGGGGAUGGGUUUGGCGAGACUGGAGAUGGCUGUAGCCAGUGAGACAUGCCCUGCCACGUAGCCUGACCCCCUGGGUGUGCUCUGUGAGAUCUGGGGACCCCCAGCACACCUAGGGAUCAUCUUUGCCAGCCUCCUGGGGAGCCUCUCAGAAAUGGGGGCCCCCAGAAGGCUGGCAAAGGUGAUGGGGAGCGUGGGAAGUCUGGCGGUUGGCGGGGUGGGUGGGGGGCAGUGCGGGCUGGGUGGGGGGUGCUCCGGGGUCGGAAGUGGUCCAGCAAGGUUUUGGACACAAAGUCAGGAGGAAGGAGUGACGAGGAGACUUGCAGAAUUACAGGUAGAAUCAGGAACCCACAUCGACGCCAAUUGAUCUAUCCCCCCCUUUGAUUGUUUUCUCCUGGGGCUUUUUUCCUUUUUUUUUUUUUUUUUUUUUUUAAUCCCUCCUUAGCUUUUUACGCGCUCAACACCAAAUUAAACGUACUCCCCACCCCACGUAACAGGGGGGCGGUGACCGAAGGACGAGGAGCACACGAAGCCACCAUCCGUCACCUUGGCGGCACCAGCCGCUGUCCUGCCCUCCGCCAUUUAUCGCCCUUGAUUUGAUUUUUGUUUUGCUCUGUCCCUGUCGCUUGGGUGGAGUGGAGAGGGGAGCCUCUGUGGGGGCGCCAGCCACUGCGCCCCCCAGAGAUGUCAGGGGAAUGGAGACGGCUGCUGCCCAGCCUGGCUCCCGGGGAUGGUGGCUGGUCCUCGGGGGUCCUGAGGGGUGGAGGAGGGGGCCUGGAGGUGUCUCCCCAGGUGUCAGGAAGGUGCUCGGUGGCCACCAGGGUGGGGCCCCCGGCUGGCCCACCGGCCGGGGGGAAGGGGCUGCAGAGGCUUGAGUGAGGGGCUCCGUCGGGCGGGAGCAGGUGGCCGCCUUCCGUGCACUUGGGAGUCCUCUCCGCACCCCUCGCUGACACCGCGCCCGCCUCUCAGCGCCCCGUCUGGCCCCCAGAAAGCUCGGAGCUCUGCGGGGCUUCCUGGGGUCCAGGCGGGGUGAGGUGGGGCAGUAGGAGAGGUCCAGAGGGAUGAGCCCUGCCGAGCAAGAGAGCUGCGAGCGUGUGCGACAGCUGGGGUCACCCGGGCCCCGAGGCCCUCGGGUCUGGCGGUACCGACCCAGCCACCGUCUCGGCGCCUAGGGCUGCGGCAGGGACCCCGGGCGGCUGGGAGGUUUACCUCACCCCCGUCUCUGCCCCCAGCGCAGCCCCCCUGCACAGCAGCCCGACUAGCCAGCUAGAGGCCCGAAGCUUCUGGGCCCCGGUGACGGGGCUGGCACGACCCUGGGGGCGGUCCGUGCCAGCCCACCCGAGGCACAGAGGACCCUUGGCCGGCGCCCGGGGAGUGGGCCAUUCGGACCAUUGGACAGAAGCCUAAAGAACCAAAUUGUCCCCAUUGGAGACCAACAGAUUGGCCUGAGAUCCAAAGCGCAAGGUGCCCCAAAUUUCUGCCCACUCAGCCGGACGCCCACGCACCCCAGGCUAUCUUUGCCGGGCUCCGGGGGCGUCGGCCGAGCCUCCUCUGUGCCCCCAGCGAGCAGCUCUCCAAGGGUCGCGACCAUCAGACCCCGGGCCCCCUCUGACCUCCGUGCCCUGCUGGUGGCCCUCCAACUGUCUCCUCCUGAGGCUCCCUGUCCGUCUUCAGCGGGACCCCCUCUUGGGUCCCCGCAGCAUCGCCGAGGACCCCCACGUGCAGACCACCGAGUGUCACCUUGCCGGCCGCCCAGCCCACCUCGCGGCCGUGUUCGCCUCCACUCGCCCCUAACAUGCUGGUACUUCUGGCAGAAUCCACCGCUGGGGUUCUGUCUUUAACCUUUAAUGCUCGCAGUCCCAAUAAAGCAUUUAAAUUUA
Messenger RNA from Sus scrofa (pig), 4858 nucleotides. Lineage: Eukaryota; Metazoa; Chordata; Mammalia; Artiodactyla; Suidae. The record is from RefSeq and is a predicted model, not a curated record.